GGGCCGGAGCCGCUGAGCCUGCCCGGGAUCCUGCACUUUAUCCAGCACGAGUGGGCGCGCUUCGAAGCCGAGAAGGCCCGCUGGGAGGCCGAGCGCGCCGAGCUGCAGGCGCAGGUGGCCUUCCUCCAGGGAGAAAGGAAAGGGCAAGAGAAUCUCAAGACAGACCUGGUGCGGCGGAUCAAGAUGCUGGAGUACGCGCUGAAGCAGGAGAGGGCCAAGUAUCACAAAUUGAAGUUUGGGACCGACCUGAACCAGGGGGAGAAGAAACCAGAACUGUCAGAACAAGUCUCCAAUGGCCCCGUGGAGUCCGUCACCCUGGAGAACAGCCCGCUGGUGUGGAAGGAGGGGCGGCAACUGCUCCGACAGUACCUGGAAGAGGUGGGCUACACGGACACCAUACUAGACAUGCGGUCCAAGCGUGUGCGGUCCCUCCUGGGCCGCUCGUUGGAGCUCAAUGGGGCUGUGGAGCCCAGCGAAGGGGGCCCCAGGGCCACACCGGGCCCCGGGGGGCUCAGCGGCGGCGAGUCGCUGCUGGUGAAACAGAUCGAGGAGCAGAUCAAGAGGAAUGCGGCAGGCAAAGACAGCAAAGAACGCUUGGGCGGCUCCGUGCUCGAGCAGAUCCCCUUCCUGCAGAACUGCGAGGACGAGGACAGCGAUGAGGAUGACGAGCUGGACAGCGUGCAGCACAAGAAGCAGCGCGUGAAGCUCCCCUCCAAGGCCCUGGUGCCCGAGAUGGAGGACGAGGACGAGGAGGAUGACUCAGAGGAUGCCAUCAAUGAGUUCGAUUUCUUGGGCUCAGGAGAGGACGGGGACGGCUCUCCCGACCCUCGGCGUUGCCCUGGAGAGGGGACCCACCAUGAGCUAGAAAGCCGGCGGGUCAAACUCCAGGGAAUUCUGGCUGACCUUCGGGACGUGGAUGGGCUGCCCCCCAAAGUGACUGGCCCACCUCCUGGCACACCCCAGCCCCGGCCACACGAAGGUUCCUUUGGCUUCUCCUCAGACGUAUUCAUCAUGGACACUAUCGGGGGCGGGGAGGUGAGCCUGGGGGACUUGGCAGAUCUCACCGUCACCAACGACAACGACCUCAGCUGUGAUCUGUCCGGCAGCACAGACGCCUUGAAGAAGACAUGGAACCCCAGGUUCACCCUCCGCUCCCACUACGACGGCAUCCGCUCCCUGGCCUUCCACCACCGCCAGUCAGCUCUGCUCACUGCCUCCGAGGACGGCACGCUCAAGCUCUGGAACCUGCAGAAGGCCGCCACCGCCCGCAAGAAUGCUGCUCUGGACGUGGAGCCUAUCCACGCCUUCCGGGCUCACAGGGGCCCCGUGCUGGCAGUGGCCGUGGGCAGCAACAGCGAAUACUGUUACAGCGGGGGCGCAGAUGCCCGCAUCCACAGCUGGAAGAUUCCAGACCUCAACAUGGACCCCUACGAUGGUUACGACCCCAGCGUGCUGAGCCAUGUCCUGGAGGGCCACGGGGACGCUGUGUGGGGCCUGGCCUUCAGCCCCACGGCCCAGCGCCUGGCCUCCUGCUCCGCCGACGGCACCGUCCGCAUCUGGGACCCCAGCAGCAGCAGCCCGACCUGCCUCUGUACCUUCCCCAUGACCAGCGAUCACGGGAUCCCCACCUCAGUGGCCUUCACCAGCACCGAGCCUGCCCACAUCGUGGCCUCCUUCCGCUCUGGCGACACCGUGCUGUAUGACCUGGAGGCUGGCAGUGCCCUCCUCACGCUGGAGUCCCGGGGGAGCAGCGGCCUGACCCAGAUCAACCAGGUGGUCAGUCAUCCUAGCCAGCCCCUCACCAUCACCGCCCAUGACGACAGAGGCAUCCGCUUCCUGGACAACCGGACGGGGAAAUGCGUGCACUCCAUGGUUGCCCACCUGGACGCCGUCACCUGCCUAGCCGUGGACCCCAACGGCGUAUUCCUGAUGUCAGGAAGUCACGACUGCUCCCUGCGGCUCUGGAGCCUGGACAACAAAACGUGCGUGCAGGAGAUCACAGCCCACCGCAAGAAGCACGAGGAGGCCAUCCACGCUGUCGCCUGCCACCCCAGCAAGGCCCUCAUUGCCAGCGCAGGCGCCGACGCCCUGGCCAAGGUCUUCGUAUGAUGCCCACGCGGCCCGGCCCCGGCCACCACGCUGGCUGGGGAGUGGGGCCGGCAGGUGGCACUGAGGUGACUUCCAGCCUCAGUCUGGAGGCCCGGAGGCCCGGCCUCUUCCCACCUGCCUGGGAGCCUGGUGGUGCUAAGGGCCCUUUCCCAGGAGGCCCUCCCCCAUGGGCCGUCCUUCCCUGAGCCCGGGAGCGGCCGUCUUCAGGAAUCCCCCUCCAGGAUGGCCUCUAGGAGCUUCCUCUCCGCCCCGACGCCCCCCUGUCUCCGAGCUGCCUUCCCGGGGCAGCACAACCAGGACUGGGUGUCCUCGGGUAUCAGCUUUUCCAAGACGCCUCAAGGUGCCAGGUUCUCUCUUUGAACCCCCAACCCCUCCUCUCCAUCAUCCCGGACUGGGGUGGGGGCUGUGCUGGGAGGAAUCCCAGAUGCCCCUGCUCUGGAUCUGCCCGGAGCCAUGGAGCCAGCUGGAGCCCAGGCCGUCCUCAGUCCGGGUGCCGGGCUUCGCCCACCCCAGCAGCACGCCCAGUCUGCCACCUCCCUUCCAGGUCCCUCAGCACAGCUUUCCAGACACUACCCAGCACCUCCAGAGCCAGUAACUGCCUGGGGAGCAGGCGAUGCCCGCGGGGGAGGCGCCCGCCCCUCCCUCCCCCCAGCUCCCCACAGGGUCACCCCGGGGGAGGGAUGGCCUUCUCUUGCCCCUCCCUGGGGCAUGGAGGCUGAGUGCGUCCCCCGGGUCCCCAUAACUCCCUGUAUAUCUGUAUAAAUAAAUGGGAUUUUCAUGGAGCCCCGCCCCCACGUCGUUAUCACUGUGUGAUAGUUUGUCUCCUCUCCUGCCCUCCACUCUCUUCCUCUAUUUAUUUCACUCUUUUUUGGGUUCCCCCUGAGCCCUCAGGCCCCCUUCCAGCUUCCUGUUUAUAAGCCCCCUCUCCUCUGCCCUGGACUUGUAUGUGAAACUUGUCUCAAUAAACCCUUUGGAGUAAGA
This is a messenger RNA of Equus quagga, 3090 nucleotides long. RefSeq names its product striatin 4 (gene STRN4). The transcript is spliced from 18 exons. Gene Ontology annotation, cellular component: dendrite. Gene Ontology annotation, molecular function: armadillo repeat domain binding; protein phosphatase 2A binding; protein-containing complex binding. NCBI's taxonomy places the organism in Eukaryota, Metazoa, Chordata, Mammalia, Perissodactyla, Equidae. The annotation marks the transcript as partial. The record is from RefSeq and is a predicted model, not a curated record.